This is a messenger RNA of Sesamum indicum (sesame), 1671 nucleotides long. Its product is annotated as Tetratricopeptide repeat (TPR)-like superfamily protein. Lineage: Eukaryota; Viridiplantae; Streptophyta; Magnoliopsida; Lamiales; Pedaliaceae. The record is from RefSeq and is a predicted model, not a curated record. Gene Ontology annotation, molecular function: protein binding. Gene Ontology annotation, cellular component: chloroplast thylakoid membrane.
CUCCAUUAGGCCCAUAAUUUUUGGGCCCAUGUAAGAACAGUUUCAUCCUGUUCCGUUUCGGCCCAGAAUGGUGCGAAUCGGAUAAAGUUCACCAACGGUGGAAAAGCGACUUUAGAUUAAACCGGAGAAAUUUGGAGAGAGUAUAACCGGAUUGUUCGUUCGUCUUUUUGUUCUCCAUUUACAGUCAAAACCUUUUUCCGUUAUUAUCAAUUGGGUUUAGAGCUGAGUUCACUGUCUAAACCCUACCGCCAUGAAUACUCUGAAUCUCGUCGCUGCUAAACCUACCGGCGGUCACCUGCCUCUCAUUCCAUCGCUCCAUCCUUACCGUCCAUCUUUCCUAAAACCCUUCUCUUCCCUCUCCUUCAGAUUCCCCCCUCCGCCGCUUCGGCCAUUAUCUCUCUCACCCACCAAGGCUUCUCUACAAGACCCAAACGGUAAGAACACCAGUACACCACCGGAGUUGUUCAAAUUUCAAGUUUCUAAUCAAAACGCAACACCCGGGAUUUCGUCUUUGAGAGCCACCGUCGUCACAACGAUCACUGCCGCCGCACUUUUCUUCACCGGGUUUGGGUUUAACUUUAAACCCUGCAUUGCCGAGCCAAUUUCGCCCCCUCCGACUGUUGAAACCGCUGAGAAGGAUGCAAUUGUUGACGAAGAAAGGGAAAAAUCUCUGGAAGAGCACUUGCUUUCCAACCCUUGUGAUGUAGAUGGACUGAAGAAUUUGAUGGAAAUCAAGGUAAAGAGCAAAAAGAUUCCGGAAGCUAUUGAGAUUCUAGAUAAGUUGAUGGAACUUGAGCCAGAAGAAGUUGAAUGGCCAAUGAUGAGAGCCCAUUUGUAUGCUUAUAAUGGGGAGCUUGAGUUAGCAAAGAAUGGGUUCAAUGAGCUGUUAAUGAAGGACCCUUUCCGUGUGGAGGCGUAUCACGGGCUGGUGACUGUGGCGUCGCAAGAAGAAUCGAGCAAAGAGUUGGGGGAUAUUGAGAAGAGGAUUGAGGAGGCGAUGAAAUUGUGCAAGAAGGAGAAUAAAAAGAGUGAUUUGAGGGAUUUCAAGCUGUUGCUUGCUCAAAUUAGAGUGCUUGAGGGAAGAUAUGAUGAAGCAUUGAAGGUUUAUCAGGAGUUGGUGAAGGAGGAGCCGAGGGAUUUUAGGCCAUAUCUGUGUCAGGGAAUAAUCUAUACUUUGUUGAGGAAAAACGGUGAGGCUGAGAAGAAUUUUGAGAAGUACAGGAGAUUGGUUCCCAAGGGGCACCCUUACGCUAGCUAUUUUGAUGACAAUAUGAUUGCUACAAAACUUUUCGCGCAGAAGGUGGAGAAUCAGAGAGCUAUGGCAAAGAGUUAGGGACUAUGCCGUUAUUCCUCUCGUAGCGGGUUAACAGUUGCUGAUGAGGGUGUGACAGAUAGGUUUGUGUUAUUUUUUGAUACCAAUGUUUAGGUGAUGUUUAUGAUUUUCUGCAAUGUAGUAAUUAUUGGAUGAAGUAUAGGUGGUAAAGAUUUGUGGCUGAGAAUGAUAACAUGGUAUUUCAAUAUCAAUAGAUUAUCUAAAAUUCAGGAUACGGCGAAUGAAGCAAAAGACAAUUGCAUCGGUCUUAUGCUCUGUUGUCCCCCUGGGGAUGACUAUUGAUUAAAUAGACAAUUAGACAUGCCAUAAGGUCUGCUUGAUCGUGUUUCAGUUUCUAA